Messenger RNA from Phalacrocorax carbo (great cormorant), 2277 nucleotides. The record is from RefSeq and is a predicted model, not a curated record. NCBI's taxonomy places the organism in Eukaryota, Metazoa, Chordata, Aves, Suliformes, Phalacrocoracidae.
GCAGCGACCGCCCCCGAGCGAGCGGCGGAUUUGAGCCGAGGAGGCGGGCGGGCGCGGAGCGGGUGCCGUCCGAUCCCCGCGGCCAUGGUGGAGGGCCCCGGCUGCGCGCUCCACGGAGAGCGGCUGCGGGCGCGGGUGCGGCGGGGCCAGGCGGUGCGGAGCGCGCGGGGCAGCGCCCCGCCAGCCGGAGCCGGCGCCGCGACUGCUGCAAGUGAAGAGAGAACUUCUGGUCACGAUUUCCUUGUCGGACAUGUUUACAGGGGUGUGGAGACAUUGGGAAAGGAACUUUUUAUGUAUUUUGAUCAGAAAGCUUUGAGGAUUCACUUUGGUAUGAACGGUUCCAUGCGCAUUAAUCCUGAUGGAAGCAAAGACAGAAAUGGAGCACUACCAGUUUUGGAGAUACAGCUUACAGAAGAUACUGUUUGUUUUUUUGAGGUGACAGUAGAGUACAGAAAUGCAGCUGAGAGUGAGCGGAAAGUGAGAAUGAUGGAAAGCUUGGAUGUCUGUUCUCCAAAGUUUAGCUUCUUAAGAGCAGAAAGUGAGAUUAAGCAACAGAAAACCCGCAUGUUGUGUGAUGUGCUACUGGAUCAAGCAGUAUUACCUGGAGUGGGAAAUAUCAUAAAAAAUGAAGCCCUGUUUGACAGUGGUCUUCAUCCAGCUCUUACGGUUUGCCAACUGACAGAUGAACAUAUACGUCGCUUGGUGAAAAUGACACGUGAUUUUACCCUGCUUUUUUAUAAGUGCUGCAAGACUGGGUCUCCACUGUACAAACACUACAAAGUAUACAGGCGCCCAGCCUGUGGUCAGUGCAAUGGGAAGAUCACUGUGUGUCGUUUAGGAGAGAAUAACAGGAUGACUUACUUCUGCUCCCAGUGUCAAAAGGCAGAUCCCCAGCUUGUCAAUGUUAGCAAACUGCCAACUCGAAAUAGCCUAAUUGGCUGGGCAUGUGGCAGGGGGUCAUGUUCUAACGAACAUGUAGCUCAGAAAUCUGAAGAGGAGUGGACGUGUAUGCGCUGUACCCUAAUAAACAAGCCUUCUGCUGGAAUUUGUGAUGCCUGUUUGACUUCAAGGCCUGAAGUUCCAAAGACAAAGAAUGUUGAAGAUUCCGCAGCCGUUAACAUAAACUUAAUGAAGUAUCCUUGUAAUGAUUUCAGAAAACCAAGCACAGAAAUAAAGAUCAAUAGGAAAGCUGCCUUUGGAACUACAACUCUUGUCUUAACAGAUCUUGGUAACAAAAGUGUUUUGAGAAAUGAUACCCCGAUAUCCGACGGACACUCUCAGUGUGUUGCUCCAAAAAGCAACUUUAAUCAAAUCCAAAACAAUGCCUACCAGUCAGGGGGAAGCAGAGACAAGGAUUGCUCAACACACGUAACUGCUAUGGCUUUGUCCUCCUGUCAGCAACCUCUCACUUUCAAACACAUACAAAAGAAACAGAAAACUGAUCACCUCCCCUCUGUUUGCCAAUAUAAUAUAGCGGUCAGCAAACCUCAAGCUCACAAGGCAGAUGAUAUUCACACGUUAAGCAUGGGCCAUCCUCGCUGCAGUAAACACAGCCGUCCCUGCAGCCUCAGGGUUGUGAGAAAGGAUGGAGAAAACAAGGGCAGGCAGUUUUUUACCUGUCCUCUACCCAGAGAAACUCAGUGUGACUACUUUCAAUGGGCUGACCUGAAUUUUCCAUUUUGUAACCACGGCAAGCGAUGUGUGAUGAAGACUGUGUUGAAGAUUGGUCCCAAUAACGGAAAGACCUUUUUUGUGUGCCCUCUCGGGAAGGAGAAACAGUGUGGCUUUUUCCAAUGGGCAGAAAACGGGCUGGGUAUGCAGGUUAUUCCUUGACGUUUUUGUUCUAGUUAUCUGCUCCUCAGGAUGUCUUAAGUGCAUACAACUUACCUAGUCAUUUCUGUUUUGUUUUGUCUUUUUUCCCUGUUCACUGGUUAAUCACUACAGUAGCUCCAACAAGGUGAAGAACUGCAGAUCCAUAAAGAGUAAUUUUACAUAGUCCUAUAAAAAUUAAACGCUGCUUGUGUGUUGUAUACUAUUUUGAAAUAAACAUCUAGCUUGCAGUAUAUUGUGCCAUACUGUAUACUGUUACAUUUCUAACAAAAAAAUUGAACUGUUUUCUUUUAUUCAUGUAAAUGUCACUCAAGUUUGACAACACUGCACGCUUUCAAGGAUAUAUGAUUGAUAAGAAUGGAUAACUUAAUCUAAAUCAGUAUUUUAAAUUGGUAGAGUAUUUCAUAAAUGUAAACAUGUAUUUAAUAAAAAGUGAAUAAAAAGUCA